GAAGUCGUUAUAAUUAUAACCUGCUCAUCUGUUUUAGGUUUUGGUGUUUUUAUUAUAUGUUUAAUGAAAAUUGUUGAUAAUGGAUCUGCUUUCAAUUUCAAAAAAAGCUGAAAAGAAAUUGAAAAAACUGCAACAUGUUAUAUUCAAAGAAACUGGCACUUCUUGUGUCUCAACUCCAACAAAGAAUUUGGUAAUUUGCAAUGUCGGUCUGGUGAAUGGAUUAUCCGAAGAAAUCAUUUAUGAACACUUCUCAAAGUAUGGUGCUCUAGAAAACAUAAUGCUAAUACCUGGCAAAUCUUGCAGCUUUGUAACUUAUAGGGAUCUAGAUUCUGCACAAAAAGCAUUCAAAUACUAUAAUGGAAAAUUAAAUAUUGCCCAAGAUGAUAAACCCAUUUAUUUACUAUAUACAGAUCAGUUACCGAUUAUCGAACCAGAUAAAAUUUGGAACAAAAUGCCUCCGGGUCUGGUGAUAUUAAAGGAUUACAUUUCACCAGAGGAAGAAAAGUACUUACUGAAGUUGUUCAAUUUCGAUUCAACUACCAACCAAAUGAAACAUCGUCAAGUAAGACACUUUGGAUACGAAUUCAGAUACGACAUAAAUAACGUUGACAAAGAUAAACCCCUGGAAGAGAAAAUUCCAAACGAGUGUGACUACCUCUGGACCCGAUUGCAAAACACAGAUUUCAAACAUUUCCGUCCUGACCAGCUAACAGUCAAUCAUUACAGCCCUGGUCAGGGCAUUCCUCAUCAUGUAGACACCCAUAGCGCCUUCGAGGAUCCUAUAGUUUCACUGUCUCUGCAGUCGCCAGUAGUAAUGGACUUCAAAAGGGGGGCCAAGCACUUCUGCGUAACUCUACCUCAAAGAUCUUUGGCUAUAAUGUCAGGUGAGAGUCGUUACGAUUGGUCUCAUGGCAUCACGCCUAGAAAAUUUGAUAUUAUUCAUUCCCUCGGCAGCUUCAACUCUCUAGAGAGAGGAACAAGAGUCUCGCUGACUUUCCGUAAGGUUUUACAAGGAGAAUGCAAUUGCUCUUAUAGGUCCAACUGCGACUCGUCCAGAGAGCAAUCAUUAGAGCUUGAAAUGGGAGACAUAGUAGCGUCAGACUUGGAGAAGGAACAUGUUCAUAAAGUGUACGAGAACAUAGCAUUACAUUUCAGCGAUACGAGGCACAAGCCUUGGCCCAAUGUACUAGACUUUGUUAUGUCCUUCAAUCGCGGAUCCAUGCUUGUCGAUGUCGGCUGCGGAAACGGAAAAUAUCUUGGAUUGAAUAGAGAUAUUUUUGAUAUUGGUUGCGACAGAAGCUUUGGACUAAUUGACGUAUGCAGUCGGAAAGGAUUUGAAACUUUCAUGUCCAACUGUCUGGCAUUACCUUUGAAAGACAAUUCCGUAGAUGGCUGUCUCAGCAUAGCUGUUAUUCACCAUCUAGCAACUGAAGAAAGACGCUUGAGAGCCGUUCAGGAGAUGGUUCGCAUCCUGAAAGUCGGAGGAAGAGCCUUGAUUUAUGUCUGGGCUAAAGAUCAACACAAAGGAAAACAAAAGAGCGCUUACAUCAUGCAGGAUAGAAAAAAUCGAGUGGCAGAGCAGGAAAUUUUGUUCAACGAAGUCAACGAGGAAGUGCCUAUAUCGGACCGAGUAACUUUGCCAAUUCACGUUAACAGGACACAGUUCAAACAUAAGGACGUUCUGGUGCCUUGGAAGCUCAAGUCCGAUAACAAGUUGCAAGACACUUUCCUGAGGUUUUACCAUGUCUUUGAUGAGAAAGAGUUGGAAAAUUUGUGCAGGAAAAUAAAUAGCGUAGAGAUUAUCAAAAGUUAUUAUGACCAGGGAAACUGGUGUAUUAUAAUUGAAAAAAAGUGAUAGUUUUUUUAUUUUCGCCCUAAAGGUUGAGGUUAUGAACUAUUAACCCUUUUAUCAGGUUUGAGGUUACACAUCACUCCCAAAGUGAAGAUGUGUAAUGGUUUUGUUGUUGUUUUGUUAUCAAUAAUUGUAUUAGUCAUGUUUUGAAAAUAAUAUUGUGUCACAGAAUAA
This is a messenger RNA of Leptinotarsa decemlineata (Colorado potato beetle), 2026 nucleotides long. RefSeq names its product tRNA (carboxymethyluridine(34)-5-O)-methyltransferase alkbh8. The record is from RefSeq and is a predicted model, not a curated record. Gene Ontology annotation, biological process: tRNA wobble uridine modification; tRNA methylation. Lineage: Eukaryota; Metazoa; Arthropoda; Insecta; Coleoptera; Chrysomelidae. Gene Ontology annotation, molecular function: S-adenosylmethionine-dependent methyltransferase activity; tRNA binding; tRNA (5-carboxymethyluridine(34)-5-O)-methyltransferase activity. Gene Ontology annotation, cellular component: nucleus; cytoplasm.